GUCUGACGUCACGUCGGCGGGCGUAAGGAGUGAUGCGGUUUUCCCGCCAUUGACACAGCUGGCGGCUCCGGGCCGGCGCGCGAGCUACGGAACUUGGAACUCUCGGGGACGUGAACGUUGCAUCGAGCGCGUGGUGGAGCCGGGGAGCAGGUGGUGCAGCAGCAGCAGCGAUGCCGGGCGACGGUGACGACUGGGUGAACCAUCCCCUGGGCGCCGUGCACCGCAUCUUCGCUCAAAACAAUGCAGACUGGGAGAAGAAAGUGGUGGAAUUUUUCUGGGAGAAGCUGAAGGAGACAACUGCGGCCAACUGGGUGCCUUCCUUGAACGAUGUUCCACUGCAUUACUUGAAGCCAAAUAGCUUGGUGAAAUUCCGCUGCAUGGUCCAGGACAUGUUUGAUCCAGAGUUUUAUAUGGGAAGUUAUGAGACGCUGGAGUUAAAUGCCAAAUCUAAGAUUCUACGCUUUGGAAAAUACAAAGAUGUUGCUGAAUGUGGGCCCCAGCAAGAGAUUGCCUUGGACUCUCCCAAAUAUGUCAGUCGGGAGAGGCAAACGUUUUAUUGUAUUCCCGUGCCUGGAGAAUCGGAGUGGGUCAAAGAAGUCUAUGCCAGUGCCUGUCAAGCUCGCGGCAAUCCUUCCACAUCCUACACUCCCAGUCGACACAAGAGGAGUUAUGAGGAGGACGAAGACAUGGAAAUGCAUCCGCCCAAACUAAAAGAGCAGUGUGCAGGUACAGGCUUGUAUGUAUUAAUGCUGUUCCCUUGCCUGAUAUCAGCUUCGCUCGGAUGUGGAGACGCCAAGCGUCUGGAAAAGGAGCCACCGGCCGGACAGCAGAACCUGUCAAAUUGCACAACGUCAAUCGAUCUCAAUUUCCCAUUACCAGGGGAGAAAGGGCCUGCGUGCCUUGUGAAGAUCUACGAGGACUGGGAUAGCUUCAAGAUCAAUGAUAUGCUGGAGGUUUAUGGGGUUCUAUCAGUGGAUCCAGCACUAGGUGUAAUGAAUGAAGAGAGUUCAAAGGGUGGUUUGUCGAUCUUGGAUCCGACCGAGUGUAUGGACACCAUGGAAGAACAGCGUGUUCACAGUCCGCCGCCCUCCUUGGUUCCAAGGCUUCAUGCCAUUGUAACUCGCAAACUGCAGCACGUUAAUCCACUCCUUCCUCUCACCCUGAACGAUAAAGAAAACCAGGACUUGAUCACAAACAUCCUGCCUGAAUUAUCAACAGUCAGAGCGGAGUUGCUUGGCUUUCUUACACACGUGUUACUGGGGGACAGUCUGGCAGCUGAAUAUCUCCUGUUACACUUCAUAUCAACGGUGUACUCCCGACGUGACAUUCUUCCAUUGGGUAAAUUUACAGUCAACCUGAGUGGCUGCCCCAGGAAUAAUAGUUACACAAAACAGCUGCACAAGACCAUUCAACAACUAGUUCCGUCAUCAUACUGUCUGCCCAUGACACUCCACAACAUGAACACUCUCCGAUUCAUCCCACACAAAGACUACACAGCCAAUCGCCUUGUCACCGGAGUACUGCAACUGGCCAGCAACACUUCACUCAUGUUAGACGAGACCUUACUGGAGCAAGGGCAACUGGAUAGUACAGGAGUUCGAAAUGUGACGGCCCUGGGUAAUUUGAUUACUUGGCAGAAGGUAGACUAUGACUUCAACUACCACCGGAUGGAAUUCCCUUGCAAUAUUAAUGUACUCAUCACUUCUGAAGGAAGAUCUCUCUUACCGUCUGACUGCCAAGUCCACCUCCAAGCUCAGAUGGUUCCUGCCAAUGUGGAACAAUACAUGACGAAUUUACUGAUGGCUCUGUUGCCUUCAAUGCUGAGGAAAUUCCGCAUGUACCUGAGUUUGCUCAGGUUGAUGGACUACAGCAUCUCUGAUGAAGUGACCAAGGCAGUGGAGGAAGACUUUGUGGAGAUGAGAAAGAGUGAUCCUCAGAGCAUAACGGCAGAGGAUCUCCAUCAGUUGCUUGUUGUGGCGAGGUUGAUAUCGCUGAGCACUGGCAACAGAACCUUGUCACGUGAGAGAUGGCAGCAAGCAAAGCAGUUGGAGGUUCUUCGCAGAAGUAGAAUACAACACAAAACGCAUGUAAACGGCAAUGAACCUUAAUGCCAGACCCUGAACUUCAAUAAAAUGCAACAGAACUUGCGUGCCAGUGGGCUUCGUGUAAAUUUACAGAGCUAACAUUCCUUCUCAGCCCACCUGCCAAACCUUUACAAUUGAGGAAAAAUCAUUGUUUUCUUUUUGUAGAACAUUUGUAUCAAAUUUUCUUACAUAAAUUUCUUAACUCUGACGGCUUUAAUUCAAGAUGUAUUUGUUGCUUGUAUUGAAGUCUCUGCCAUUUACUUGAGUACAUUCAUUUGUGAAAAUGUCUUCAACAUUCCUCUAUUACCACGGUUUCUCAAAUACAGGCUAUUUUUGUAAUUUUGUAAACUGCAUAACAUUGUACUUGUUUGAAAGAAAUUGCCUUAAAAAAAAUGAAACAAGAUUUCAACUGUUAGUUACUUUUGUUUCUUUUUUUUAUAAUUAGCCUAAUCAUGGGUUGGGGUGAACCUCUUGAUAUUUCCGCAUCCAGAUUUAACCUGUAAACUUAUGCUGGAGUCGCUAGUGAAUAGGUUACUUCACACAUCAUAGCUUUGGGUAAGAUAACUGUUUAAUCGAUGGGUUAACUUCUAACAUUAAGGCUGUCCAUUUUGUUCCCUUUUUUAAUUAUUUGAUCAGCCUUUACUGGGUAUUUACAAUUGAAUACAUGCUGCCUUCAAAUUCUAACAAUAUUUUUGCAUCUGUUUUGAAAAUUAAUUUUUAAAGACUUAUUGAAAUUA
Messenger RNA from Amblyraja radiata (thorny skate), 2821 nucleotides. RefSeq names its product minichromosome maintenance complex binding protein (gene mcmbp). NCBI's taxonomy places the organism in Eukaryota, Metazoa, Chordata, Chondrichthyes, Rajiformes, Rajidae. The transcript is spliced from 16 exons. The record is from RefSeq and is a predicted model, not a curated record. Gene Ontology annotation, molecular function: chromatin binding. Gene Ontology annotation, biological process: DNA-templated DNA replication. Bases 171 to 2108 code for a protein of 645 amino acids.